AUGCUUUAUCUUGAAGACUAUUUAGAACGUACGUAUUUUUAUCCGACAAUAGAGGUUGAAAUAUACGCUACAAAUUAAUUUAAAUGCGUUUAAGACUUACAAUAACGUCUACGUUUCAUUUCGUUUGAAUUUAUUAAAACACCACACGUAUACGUCAUAAACCGCAAAAUUCUACUUUCACUUUUCGUUUUCAACCUGUUUCGGCCUUAUUAAAAAAAUAAAUACUGCUUAUGUUUGUUGACUAAUUUUUGGUUUUGCUUGAGAAAUUUUAGUUCAUAAUUUUAUCGAAUUCUUUUUCAAAAUAAAGGAGCCAUUUUAAGAGCUUAACAUAUUAAUAUUAUGAACUUUUUUUAGUUUAUAGUAUAAUUUCAAGUAUUAAAUUUAAAUAACUAGACUACUCAUUCAUUAAUUAUUAAUUUAAUAAUAAUUAAGUAUAGUUUAAUUAUAUUCAUGUCAUAGUAUAAUAAUAUAUAUUAAUAUAUAGAGUAUAGGCUUAUCUAAGUAAAGGACUAAAUUAUUUUUUAAAAUAGAUUUUUGGUUAUGCCUACUUUCAAUACUGCAUCUGCAUAUAUAAUUAAUAAUAAAAAUAAAGUGGUACAUAAAGUAAUCAAAAGCCUCCUCUGACAUUUCCCUACUAUGCACACAGAGCCAUUACCCCACCCUCUCUCAUAAUUCUAAUCUUUCCCUUUAACGUUAAGCCAUAUCUUACUCUUUUCCCCUUUCCCAGUCCCCUUCAUUAUCCUCAAAACAAUUUCCCCCCUCACAAUUUUCCCCUUUAAUUUCUCCCUCCCCUGACCACCAUCCCGCACAAUUACACCUUUACCCUCUUACCUUUUCCUCCCUUGAUUUCUUACAACUUUUCUCUCCUUACUCUCUAAAAUUACACUCCCCAUUGAUCCUCUCCUCUAACCUGACCCAUAUCUGUUUAACUCCUACUUUCUCCACCUAACAUUUCCCAGCAACCCUCAUCCUACUCUCUUUUUCAUGUUCUCCACCCUCAAACCCUGCCUGUUCCUCCUUAUCCUCUAUUUCUCUGUAUUACCCAUCAAACUCCCAAUGACAUCAGAUGCCAUGUUCUUUCAGUCUCUUUAUGGGCUACUCACCUACUCUCCCUAUUCUCCCCUAUAUUCCCCCAACUCACACACACACUAAAUCCUUUCAUGUAAAGAACAAAAAGUAAACUUUGAAAAACAUUAAGUUUUGAAAAAAAUUAUAGUUUACUCUCUUAUCUCUAUUAAAUACAAUUUGGGGGAAUUAGUCACUGUGGUGUUCUUUAACAAAAAUACUAGUACCUUCUUUUAUAAUAUGAAAUUGCAACAACAAAAAAUUAUGUAUGGUCAUUCACCCUUGCUCAAUUAUUUCAUUCUCAUCAUUUCCAGUUUUCCUUUUUUUUUUUGAAUCUCCUAAAAUAAUCUUUUAUUUGUCAUACUUUUUUUACCCAAAAUUUUGAUAAAAAUCAGUGACCUAUCCACUCCACAUCACAGGGAUCUGAAGUAGAUUGCGUAUCAGUAGACCAGGUGCAACCAUGGGCUCAAGCAUAAAUGAACAUGAAUUUUCCCCAGACAUUUUGUUUUUUUAUGCAAUUGCCCCUUCCAACUGCACUGCAUUACACAUCAAAUGAAACCACUUGAUCUGCACAGCUCAUAUUUAACAUAUAGCUUAUACAUGAUGAAUAACUAUGAUUUUCAAGUGAUUUUUGGACUGAAGCAAUUCCAAGUUUAAUUCAUUUAUACAAAAAGUCUGUGAAUCCUUUUCACCCUUGCUUGAGCAGACGGCAAUCAAUAAUUUUUGUUUAUUAAAGAUCACCUAGUUUAUGACAAUUCAUUUUUAGUUUUCAAGUUGUUAUAGAAACAUUUUUGUGAAAUCUGUUUACUAGAAAACAGAUAAUAUUUAACUAAUAUUAGUUAUAAUUGUGUAAAAAAAUGGACCAUGUAACUUCCCAGAUUAAAGUGGGACCUAUUUGCAAUUCAACUGCUAAUACCCACUUUGACAACCCAAAACUAAGGAUGUGACCUAUCCAAUAGUGCUACCUAUACGCUAGUACAAAUUAUAUUCUUUUUCCUUUUUGCCAUUUCUUCACAAAUUGAAUUCUUUAUUUCCUAAAUUCUUUUCAUUACAGUUAUUGAAAAUCUUCCUAUGGAAAUGAGGGAAAAGUUGACAGAAAUGAGAGAAAUGGAUUUACAAGUUUCCAGUUAGUGUUUUUCUAUCUUGAAAUGUGCUUGUCACUUAAUAUUGAAGAAAUAAUAAUACUUUUUUUACAAAAAGUCAAUUUGGAUUGAAAACAUCAUUUUGUUCAAAUACCGAAAGGUAAUAAAAAUGUAUAGUAAUUUGAUGAUAAAAAUUAUCACACGUAAAAACAUAACUUUUUGUAUCCUAAAUGAUUUUUCUAUUAAUGAUAUUUUUCCGUUGAUACUAUAAUCUGUACAUUUUUCUCAAACAGAUACUUUAGAUACUCUUGACGAAAAUGUGAAAACCUUCUUUAAGAAAUGCCAACAGCCAAAUAGUAAAAAAGAAUGGCGAGAAGAACAGUUUAAAAAAAUUAAAGAGGUUUGUAGUUACAGAACAUAUAUUAUGCUCUAAUAUGUUAAUGCUUGACAUCUGCUUAAACAAAACAAUUUCAUAAAACAAAAUGGUUGUGACAGUGAGUGUAAGUCUAAAUCAGUGAAUAAGCCUUUUGAUAUGUGAAUGUACACAAUUAUUUAAUUCUUUACAGGAAUAUUACAAAGCCUUAGAAGAUACAGAUGAAAAAGUUCAACUAGCAAACCAUAUAUAUGAGCUGGUAAUUACAUGGCAUAUACUAAAAUAGUUUACAUCUGAAACUUUUAAGAAACAACUUUUCAUAUUGUCAUUUAGUUAAUUAUUUUAACAUUUUUAAAGCAAUAGCUUAUUGUUCUUAUGUGCUUAAAAAUUAUUCCUAUUCCUAAAUAGGUUGAUAGACAUUCAAGAAGAUUAGACCAAGAGCUAUCAAAAUUUAAAAUGGAAUUGGAGGCUGAUAAUGCAGGAAUCACAGAAGUGUUGGAGAAAAGUAUGUGGUGGCCAUUUUGGUUUAACAAUUUGGGAAGUAACUUAUAGCAUAGAGGAAUAGAACGGUGUGUACAACACGAUGAGGCCUGCAUCUGGUUUAAUGGCCCUCAAAAGCUUCUGAAAUUGUUUAAAUUUGUGUAAAAAUAUUGAAAUGACUAGUUUACUUUCAUAUCUAUUCAAUCUUGUCACCAGGUAGACUAAGAUUAUGAAAGAAUUUAUGAAAGUAAAAAUAAUUGAAAAUGAACUGCUUUUUUUUUUUUUUAGAAAUGUUUACAUUACUGAUGCUCUUUAUGUAAUUUAAAAAAAGGCCUCUGACAGAAACUCACAAAACAUCUCCUGGUUAUUUUGAUAUCUUUUAUGUUUUAUGAAAGUAAAAAUAAUUGAAAAUGAACUGCUUUUUUUUUUUUUUAGAAAGGUUUACAUUACUGAUGCUCUUUAUGUAAUUUAAAAAAAGGCCUCUGACAGAAACUCACAAAACAUCUCCUGGUUAUUUUGAUAUCUUUUAUGACAAUAUUUUCUCGACCCCCACCAACUACCCGAACACAAAUUAAAUGUUAACAACUCUGAUGGAGGAAAUUAUUGUUUAUAAUGCAAAGGUUGACUUGACUUAUUCAUCAUUCAAACUGCUAACAUUUUCCAGCCCCAUAUUCUCCAGACUUAGUUAAGAGUGAGCUAAUCAUUCUUUUGUAAGUAGAGUGGAAACUGCAUUUCUCUGCUUGUUUUUAAAGAUUUUAGUAGUGCAUCUCCUGCUACGAUUUUCCUUUGAAAAUCAAUUCAGAUACAAUUCUACUGUUGCCAGUUCGGCCAUGAUGUCAAACCUGUGGUUGAGUCAUGGAAAUGGAUAAAAAGAUGUGUUAAAUUUAAACACUUAAACUGUUUGAUAGUUUAUCUUGCAGCCACCCAACACAAACUCAUUUGAAUGCUUAAAAUGUCUUUCCAGGAUCUUUAGAGCUUGACAAGCCACUUCCUAACUUCACAAAUCAUAAAUCUGAAAGUAAGUUGAGAUGAAAAUUAACGGCUAAUGUGAAGAGAUAGCACUCUGGUUCCAAUAGGGUCAAAACCCAUGUUAGGGAUAAGUUUAGGGUUCAGGUUAGGUUUAGGGAUAGAUUUAGGACAUAAGGUCGCGGGUCGCUGCAACGAAGGUAAAAAAACGCUGUGCUAUCUCUUCACAUUUACCAAAUUAACCACAUGUUAAAAUGAUCAACCGGAAACUUGAGCUCACGACAUUAACAUAUCAGUUAACGUUUCCAACAUUUAAGUUUUUUUUUGGUUAUCUAACAUUUUUUUUAAAUUUCUCAUAUUUCAUUCAUAAUUUCAAUCAAUAAGUAAAACUUGUAAUAACUUUGAUCUCAGAGAGACGACUGACACACACUCAGUCCUCAGUCACAAACCACACAGAAAAACGACCAGCAACAGAUGUCCUCUCAUCGCUUGCCAAUGAGGUGGUGAGGGAGUCUUUGGGUCCACGGAGGCCAAGUUCAUCUUCUAGCUCACCAGCCAUGACUAUGUUCAGUUCAGGUUCAGGGUCUGGAAUAUCCUACACUUUGGGCAAUAUUGGUGCAGGGAACCCAGCAAUAGCUGCAGCAGCUUCACAAGCUAUAGCAGCCACACAGCAGGUUGUUAAUUUACUCUGUAGCACAUAAGGGGGCUAAUUCUGAAUGACUUGGAAUAUGGAUAGCCAAGUUGCUGUGGUUCAAAGCAAUUAUUUGGAGACCUUUUUAUUAUAUGUCUUGAAAUAUUGAAUAUGGGGAGAUUUUUACUUAAGUUUGAGUCUUUUUAAGUGUGAGAUUUUUCAAUAUGUUGCAAUCCUUUUUGAAUUGGUAUUGUAAAAAGUAAACUAUGUAAUGUUAACUUAAUAUGUAGACUAUUUGUUGGCAUCAUGACUUUCUUUCUUUUUUUCAGUUAGCACAAGGUCGCCGAACAUCAAGUAUGAAAGCUAGUUAUGACUUAAUGACCAAAAAUCCACCUAAAGAAAUUAGUAUACCCCAAUCUGCAUCAGCACCAUCAACCCCUGAGCCCAGAUCACAGCGCACAAAAAAGUGAGUUGAGGAUUCAUGAGAUAUAUUUUACUAUUAUGACUCAUAUGUUCUCUUUCUAACCUCAAUUACAGAUAUUCAUUAAAAGUGCAUUUUAUCCACAAUGAUAUUUUUGUAACACACCUAUGAUAUCAAGUGUACACAAACAAACAAAUAUCUCUUUUUUUUUAAAUUUAUCUUAAGCUGAUGUCACUCAGUAACUAAAAUUCCGUUUCCAAUGCACCUUCAAGACAUUAGAUAUACAUCUAAUUUUGGUGCAUCUUGUUUACUUUGAAAUCUCCGUGGCCACUCAUAUCUGUGAUAUUCAUAAUUCUUGGAUCAAAAUGUGACCCAGAGUGGCCAUCUGCAUUCUCGUCCUCUGUCUUGCUGAUGCCUGCCACCCUACAUCUUCUGUAACAAGCUUUUCCAAUAAAUCUUUUUUAAACUCCUGCCUAGAUUUUUUUUAUAAAGUAUUACAUUUACAAACUUUCUAGACAAACAACCAAAGCUGCAGCUUUAGCAGCCCAACAACAGCAACAUACAACCACCGGAGCAAAUGCUUCUCAACCAUCAACACCGCAAGUUACAACAACAGAACCUGAAGAUCUGUCAACAGAUGUCCAAGUAGAGGAAUGGGGAGCAGAUCCAAAUGAGCCUAGAUACUGUCUUUGUAAUCAGGUGUCUUAUGGUGAAAUGGUUGGAUGUGAUAAUAAUGAUGUAAGUAAUUUUUCCCUUUGUUUAUAUUUUUUAUGUGCAACAGAUUUAGGUGUGGCCAAGGAGGCACUGGUUGUGGUGAGGGCAGAAAACUGUGAAAAUGUACCAAGCUCAACUUUUAUCAUUAUUAUAAUAAUUGAGAGCUUAUUCUGUAAACUGCCUAAUUUGAUAUUAUAAUGUAUUUGAGUAAAAAAUAACUCAAUAACUCUACAUAUUUCCUUAUUUAAAAUAAAGUAUGUUCCCAAUGGGAGUUAUGUCCUGUACUUUUGUGCAGCCAUUGCGCAGCAAUAAUAGGUUAGGUAGGAGUUUGUUAUUAAUGACUAUUUAAAAUUCAACCUUCCUAAUCAUUUUUUUAUUAGUACUGCAGCUCUAUAUUUUCAAAUGACAUCCAACUUUGGUUUUAUUUGAUAAUCAGUUGUAUUUGUUCACAGUGUCCUAUAGAGUGGUUUCAUUAUGGAUGUGUUGGUUUAUCUCAAGCCCCAAAGGGAAAAUGGUAUUGUCCUCAGUGUACAGCCGCAAUGAAGAGAAGAGGACGGCGAUGACAAGUGUUUGUGUGUGAAUGGGAAUAUAAGUGGAGCCUGGUGAUAUAAUGUGAAUAGAUUGGCUGGUGAAUAUGGACUUCUGAGUCAUGUCUUAUAGAUCAACUUGAGCUUUUGACUCUCCACAUUGAUAACUGUCAUUAACGUUAGUAAUAUACUCCGGGUCAGGGGUUUAGAAGCACUGGGUGGUACACAAAAAUAAAGGUAACUUUUAAUAUCUAUUAGGUAACCAUUUAUGUCCGUUCAAUAAGCUGAUUGAUUGGUCAGAAAAUAUAUAGGAG
Molecule: messenger RNA, 6573 nt
Organism: Lymnaea stagnalis (great pond snail)
Lineage: Eukaryota; Metazoa; Mollusca; Gastropoda; Lymnaeidae
Source: the annotation of a GenBank genome assembly